This is a messenger RNA of Gigantopelta aegis, 729 nucleotides long. RefSeq lists its product as uncharacterized. Gene Ontology annotation, molecular function: calcium ion binding. The record is from RefSeq and is a predicted model, not a curated record. NCBI's taxonomy places the organism in Eukaryota, Metazoa, Mollusca, Gastropoda, Neomphalida, Peltospiridae. The transcript has 5 exons. The coding region runs from base 159 to 725 and encodes 188 amino acids.
UCUGUAACGAGUUAACGUGCAAAACGGUGUAUAUGUUUAGUCACGUGACUACUUUACAGGAAUAAAUAACUGAAAUUCGCCCAGUGUUGCCGUUUCUUCGUUUCAUCGUGACCCAGUUGCGCUAGUGUUUUCACGUCUUGUUAAAAACAGUUUGCAAAAUGAAGACUGUUUAUUGCUUGGUACUUGUGCUGGCCUUGACCUUCGUCCCCGAGCACGUGGAUGGCUGGUUCUUCCGGUCUGUGCGCAGAAUCCGCUUCAACCCCUACCACACGUUGGGUUGUAUGGCUGCCUGCAAGUGGGCCAGGAGCUGGGCGUGUAAGGUCUGUAAGAGGAAGAGGGGACUCGACGUGCCGGAUGAUGACGUAGAUCCAGUGGAGGAUUCCGAUGUGCCGACAGUUCUGCAUGAUCUGGAUGUAAACGGAGAUGGUUUUGUUGAAAUGAACGAGAUCGCUCACGCGACCGGCCUGAAAGUAACCAACCCAGUUCUACUCGCCAGAUUCCACAAGGGCGAUACAAAUGGUGAUGGCAAAUUGGACCUCGCUGAAUUCAAACAAUUCCACUUUGACAACAAAGAGGAAUUCAACGGCGACAUGCACCAAUCUGGAACAGAUUUUCAACGGGCGGCAGACGCUGAUUUUCCCUUCAUUAUAAAGUGCCCAAUUUUCGAAGAGCACCUUUGUGCGACUCGACUCAUCAGUCAACUAAGCUGCACAAUAAAUGAUUGAGGUA